Molecule: messenger RNA, 1977 nt
Organism: Sclerotinia sclerotiorum 1980 UF-70
Lineage: Eukaryota; Fungi; Ascomycota; Leotiomycetes; Helotiales; Sclerotiniaceae
Exons: 4
Coding region: 1-1977 (658 amino acids)
Biological process (GO): regulation of DNA-templated transcription elongation; mRNA export from nucleus
Cellular component (GO): THO complex part of transcription export complex
Source: RefSeq, a predicted model, not a curated record
AUGGAAGGCCACGGUCUGCCAAUGGUGGACGCUUUUGCGCAAUUAUUAUUGGAAAUGCUACAGCAGGCUGAAUUGGUCAAAGAAGCUCUUACGAUAGAGUCGCCAUUGACCAAGACCGAACUUGCAAAUACAUACGAGCGAAUCGAUCGAAUAUUCAACGAAGCGGCAUCUAUAGAAUCUAAAAAGCGCAGUCAGUAUGCCAUCAUCGAAACCGCUGUUCGAGAUACUUUCAACAAUUUACUGGCCUCCAUAUCUAUUGAAAAUUCUUCCUCUUCACGAUUAUGGAACCUCCUCGACAUCAUCUCCAUCCUAUCUGACGACGAGCAAUGCGAACCCGCCCUUUUAUUUUGGCUUGUUGAAGAAUUGCUGGACAGUCAGACAAUUGCUGGAUGCCGGAAGAUAUUUGACUACCUCGAGUCACGACGUGAAAAGAUCACGGCAAAACAUUUCAACCAAAAGAAUCUAGUAAUUUUGAGAAGCUGCAACGAGCUUCUGCGGCGACUUUCCAGGGCUGAGGACACUGCAUUUUGUGGUCGAGUUUUUAUUUUCAUGUUUCAGAGCUUUCCACUUGGUGACAAGAGUUCUGUGAAUUUGCGCGGCGAAUUUCAUGUUGAAAAUGUCACAUCCUUCGAUGCCCUACCGCGCAAUCCAGUAGACACAGAAAAUAUGGAAGUGGAUUCGGAUAGCAACCUGAAAACAACUCCGCCAGACACCAAAGCAACUCCAAAUGGACGAACGAGCACGGCGAGAGGGUCUGAAGACAGCAAUGGUUCCGGCAAGGAUGUAGCAACAUCAAAACAUGAACCGCCGAUGAAACCUGAUGAGUUAUACCCAAUCUUUUGGUCAUUACAGCAGAGCUUUAGCCAGCCGAAGAGAUUGUUUAAUGCCGAGAAUUUUGCUGAGUUUAAGAAAGGUCUGGAAGCUACAAUAGCUACAUUCAAGUCUGUCCAGCAUGAAACUGUAGGGCGCCCGGCAGCGAGAGCGGCAGAGGAUAAUAAGAGAGGGACGAAAAGAAAGCGCAGUCAAGGAGACGAUGACCUAGCAAACUCUUUCAACCCGAAGUAUCUCACAAGCAGGGACUUGUUUGAAUUAGAGAUUAGCGACUUAUCAUUUAGAAGGCAUAUACUAGUACAAAUCUUAAUAAUCAUGGAUUUCCUUCUUUCAUUAAGCACCAAAGCGAAAGAGAAGCUUUCAAAAGCUUUGCCAGAGAAUAUUAACAGAUCGGUCACAUAUGCCGACCAGACACUUAGUGAGGAAGAUACAAAAUGGUCGUUAGAGACUAAAAAGAUCAUUGCAGAAUAUUUGAAGAAAGGUGCAGAUGGCGCAUUCUUCUAUCGCAUGGUAGAGACGGUUCUUUCGAGAGACAAGAAUUGGGUUCGUUGGAAGGUUGAAAACUGCCCUUCUAUUGCUAGGCCAGCCGUUUCGCCCCAGGAUUAUAUUGAUGCUAAAGCAUCAGCUCGCAAAGCUACAACUAAUAAACGAUUACGCCCCAAUCCUUUGGGGUCGCUGGACCUCAAAUUCCUCGCGGAAACCGACGUACAAAGUGGCUUAGAGAGGCUGAAGAAAUCAGAAAGGUAUCAAGUUCCCUCUAUCAAGAGUUUCAGAAAUAAAAUCGACCUGGAUGAUAUGGAUAUCGAUAUGGCUCGGGAUGAGGAAUCAAAAAACGUGGCUAUAGAAGCAAAAGCGAGUAAAUGUUGGAGAGCACUACGAAUCGCUAGUGCUAGCAAACUUGCUACUUUUGACAAAAUCGAGAAAUCGGAUAGCAUCGACGAAGUUUUCAAGGAUGAUGUUAAACCGGAUGAUCUUAUUACCCCUUGUGAUGAGGAUGCUCUAGAGAAUGGAGAUCCGAAAGUUGGCGAAGGAAACGAGAACGCAAAAGUACUACCCCUGGGAAAUGAGGAUGCGGAUAUGGAACAUGAGAAAAAAGAUGAGCAAUCGAGUAUUCCCGCCGUUCCCGUGGCGGAAGUGGAAACAUGA